AUGCAGCAGCAGGAGGCAUUGACGCAGCGCAAGCGCACGGCGUCCGCCACCGCCGCCACCGUGGCGCAGGCGUGUCGCCAGGCCGUGGCGGAGCUCGAGAACUGGUCGCUCUGGGCCUACCGCUCCACCACGGGCGAGGAGUGGGACGCGCAGCCGGCCUGCUUCAUCACCGACUACCUGCUGGCCGUGCAGUGCUUCGCCUUCGCCGUGUACAUCGGGCUCUUCGCCGCCACGGACAAGGGCGACCUGGCCUGGUACCUCAUGUACUUCAUGGCGCUGGGCAUCUCGGCGGCGCUCGGCGGCCUGCUGCACCACGUGGCCUUCGAGGCCAUGCGCGACAUCGCGCACAAGCAGGAGAAGCACCUGGUCAAGACGGCGCGCAUCUUCGGCUUCAGCCUCAGCCGCUCCACCGUGGACAACAUGAUCGACGCGCUCUGGCGCGUGGUGCUGGCCUGCUCCAUCCUCACCAACUUCGCGCUGCUGUCGCUGGCCGCCAGCCGCCACCUGCCCGAGGCCUGGGCCUACUCCAUCAUCGUGCUGGCCGCCGUCGUCUACGUGGUGCUGGCCGUCUGGGCCAGCGUCAGCAUGCACACGGUGUUCCUCUUCGCGGGCUUCAUCCCGGUGAUGGUCUUCGGCCCCAUCGCCUGCUUCAUGACGUGGAACUGGGAGUGGAGCCACUCGAGCAACGAGCUGCUCGUGUACGGCGUCAAGCUCGUGGGCGGCCUUAUCCAGGGCCUCGUAUGGGCUCCCAGCAAGGACAAGUUCAACCACAACGCGCUCUCGCAUGUGUUCCUCAGCAUGGCGGCGACGCUCAUGCUCGUGCACUUCAAGUUCUGA
Molecule: messenger RNA, 837 nt
Organism: Phytophthora sojae
Lineage: Eukaryota; Oomycota; Peronosporomycetes; Peronosporales; Peronosporaceae
Exons: 1
Coding region: 1-837 (278 amino acids)
Source: RefSeq, a predicted model, not a curated record